AGGAUCUUUUAUACGUUUUUUUUUCAAUGGUGGCUAAACACCGUCCGUCCUCGGAAUCAAUCGGAUUCAGGCCUCGCAGAUAGAAUUGAGGUGUGUCGUUCGACAGAAGUCCGUUUUUCAUGAGAUAGUUUUUUAUUCGUGUUGCCCGCGAGUUUGGCGUGUUGGUUCCAUUGAUUGUCAAAAUGGACCACGAAGACCUCAUGAAGGAACUCCCACAGGUGGAGAAAAUGCCGACGCAGGAGCGACUGAAGCUCGCUCGAAAGCGUCGCGCCCUGCAAAUGGAAAAGUGGCGGGCGCGGGAACGCGAGCUCGCCAAGCGUGAGCGGAAUGCGGCGUCACAGCGCCGCCGUCGCCUCACGUUCGAGCCAAGCGUGACGCUGCUUGAGGCCGCCGCACGGAAUGAUGUCGAGGAAGUGCGUCGUCUCCUCUCUACUGGAGUCGACCCCAACUCGACGAAUGAAGAUGGACUCACAGCGCUUCAUCAGUGUUGUAUAGACGACUCGGGAGAUAUGAUGCGGUUAUUGGUAGAUCAUGGGGCAGACGUGAAUGCCGAAGAUAGUGAACGAUGGACUCCGCUGCAUGCAGCCGCCACCUGCGGACAUCUGCAUUUGGUCGAGUUUCUCGUGUCGCGCGGCGCGAAUUUGCUGGCAGUGAAUGCCGACGGAAACAUGCCUUACGAUAUCUGUGAAGACGACGCAACGCUCGAUUAUAUCGAGUCAGAAAUGGCUAAACGGGGUGUAACUCAGGCAUUGAUCGAAGAAACUCGGGGCUCCACAGAAGCAAAAAUGCUUCGGGAAUUACGGGAACUUCGGACCGCGGGUGGAAACAUGGAGUUCCGGGAUGAACAAGAUGCAACUCCGCUGCAUAUUUCCGCUGCGAAUGGCUACGCAAAGGUGGCACUUUUUCUGCUCGAAGAAUGUCACGUCACAACAGACCCUGCGGAUGUGGACGGCUGGCAGCCUAUCCAUGCGGCUGCUGUCUGGGGUCACAUAGACAUCCUUGAGUUGCUGGUAUUGCAUGGUGCUAAUCUUAAUGCUCGAACUCGCAAUGGUGAAACGCCCGCUGAUAUUUGCGAGGAUCCCGACGUCCGCGAUCGGAUACUCCAACUUCGCAAUGAACAAGAAAGGGAGAUACGGGAGAAGACGCGAGAUCAACGUCUGAGGCGGACGCAAUCAACCAAUACGCGCACUCAGUCUGUGCGCAGUGUAUUGCAGUUGGACCGUCCGUCGUUUGAUGAGCUGGAAAGUUAUAAAAGUCUAAAAGCAUUGAUCGAAGAAACUCGGGGCUCCACAGAAGCAAAAAUGCUUCGGGAAUUACGGGAACUUCGGACCGCGGGUGGAAACAUGGAGUUCCGGGAUGAACAAGAUGCAACUCCGCUGCAUAUUUCCGCUGCGAAUGGCUACGCAAAGGUGGCACUUUUUCUGCUCGAAGAAUGUCACGUCACAACAGACCCUGCGGAUGUGGACGGCUGGCAGCCUAUCCAUGCGGCUGCUGUCUGGGGUCACAUAGACAUCCUUGAGUUGCUGGUAUUGCAUGGUGCUAAUCUUAAUGCUCGAACUCGCAAUGGUGAAACGCCCGCUGAUAUUUGCGAGGAUCCCGACGUCCGCGAUCGGAUACUCCAACUUCGCAAUGAACAAGAAAGGGAGAUACGGGAGAAGACGCGAGAUCAACGUCUGAGGCGGACGCAAUCAACCAAUACGCGCACUCAGUCUGUGCGCAGGAUUUGUUACGAUNCUAUCCAUGCGGCUGCUGUCUGGGGUCACAUAGACAUCCUUGAGUUGCUGGUAUUGCAUGGUGCUAAUCUUAAUGCUCGAACUCGCAAUGGUGAAACGCCCGCUGAUAUUUGCGAGGAUCCCGACGUUCGCGAUCGGAUACUCCAACUUCGCAAUGAACAAGAAAGGGAGAUACGGGAGAAGACUCGAGAUCAACGUCUGAGGCGGACGCAAUCGACCAAUACGCGCACUCAGUCUGUGCGCAGGCAUUCCAUUCGAGAUAAAGCGCAGACGCCGAGGAAAGAAGCCAGAGAGGAAGCAAGAAUUCGACUGCAACAAGCAUUUAACCAGGAAAUGGAAGGCGAUUCUUUGGUGAGACAGCGACCGGAUUUGUUGCCGAGAUCAGAACCAGUUGAGAUGCCGCCGAAGCUCUUCGAUCCCACUGCUCCGAACCACCCACAUUUCCUACCGAGGAACAGUUUUGGAGGUCCGGGAGUCGGUGACACUCUCGACGAUGUUGAUGGCGGAAAAAUGUCGACAGCAUCGUUGCCUGCAAUGCACCUGGGGAAUUCUCAGGCACCUUCCGAUAGUGUAAAUUUGAAUGUACAUGUUACUGUCACUUUGAACUCGAAUGCCAACGGUCCGCAAUCGCCGGUUGGUGUGAACAACAACAACGCCUCUCCCACCGGUUCAACUAAUGGUCCCGGAAACACAGGAACAUUAUCUGACCUCAAGAAGCAGAGAGCGAUUGCCAGGUCUCAGCACAAUAGUGUAUCCGAAACGUCCAACGGUGGAUCUCCUGUUCUGGGGAAUAAAUCACUCCUCUUGGCGGCUCCUAACGGUUCGCCAAAUUCACCCGCAUCGCCAAGUUCACCGCGAAAAUUCGUUGGAGAUCCUUCUGAGGUCAUCGGGUCAUCCUGA
Molecule: messenger RNA, 2633 nt
Organism: Notodromas monacha
Lineage: Eukaryota; Metazoa; Arthropoda; Ostracoda; Podocopida; Cyprididae
Source: the annotation of a GenBank genome assembly